AUGGUGACCGUUGCUGCCUUUCGGCAAACCAUUGGUCGCUUCCUUCGCGAUCCGGAGGUGCGUGCUCAUAAGAAGGACGAGUUGAUUAUCAUGCUCGGCUGGUCGGACUCUGUCAUCAGGCGCAUCGUGAAAGACUGUGAGGUCAAUGAUGCAGUCGACUGCGUCAACAUCACUGGGGUUGCGAUGCAUAACUAUGGCACAGGCACAAGACCUCCGACGACAAGUCAGAUUCGCAACAGCGAUAUUGCGGUGCUGGGCGAUUCGGACGAUGAUUGA
Messenger RNA from Symbiodinium necroappetens, 276 nucleotides. Lineage: Eukaryota; Dinophyceae; Suessiales; Symbiodiniaceae. The record is from the annotation of a GenBank genome assembly.